AGUUCUUUCGAGCUCCAAGUCCCUUUUAUAUAAAAUUAAGCUUUUUAGCUGGACAGUGAACCCGAUAGUAGCAAUAUCUCCCCUCCUGAAAAUCUGAAGAAUCCUUCUAAACUUUGUAUUUUCUGGAUGAAUCAGCAUCUCAAGACGUAAACAUAAAAGUUUGCUCAUACUAUACUUGCAAAUAUCGGGACUACUUGUUUAUUUAUUUACUAUCAAAAUAAUUAGGCAAAGUUUACGUUUCCUCUACUGGACAAAGGAUAAUAUCGGUUGCAAAGAUACAAUAUUCGUUUCAUUGAAAAUAUUCAAGCAAAGGAUACCUCUGGUGCAUAUUUCACUUGUGAAUUUUGAACAUUAUUAAGUAAAUAACCUUUUUAUGAACUUUUUGGGACUUUUAUCAAGCUAGCUACAAAUUGAGAAAUAACGUUUCCAGUUCGUAUCGGAAAGACCUCAACUCCUCUCAUUCACUGUCCUGAAUACAGAUUACUGGAAUCGUCGUGCUUUGUUUGCUAAACAUAUUUAUUUUAAACAGUCGUUAUUUUUUUAUUUACUAAAAUGAUGCGGAUGCCCAAAGGCGUUUCUCCUGCGUCUAGUCGAGGUGCUAUAGGGGGACUGUCGUGUUCGCAGAAUAAAGUUUUGUCCGGAGUGAAGACCGAGUUCUUCAGCACCGGGUUACCCAGUCCACCGAUGAACUCGGUACCGGCUGGAUACUUUACCCAAAUAUGCAACACGACAGCGGCCGAACAAAGGGCGAACUGCCUGUAUGCUACCCCCCAUGGACCCGAAGCUAAACCCAUCAGAUCAUCCUCCGGCCGUCUCCCGGCCAAGCGAAAGCUGGACCUGGAGGACCCGCUCUACCUCCCUGACUUCAGGACUCCUAAAGGGAAGGGGAGCACAGCCGCAGCCAGUCAUCCAAGUCCCAAAACGCCCAAGUCUCCUGGUGAGCGGACGCGCUACGACACCUCGCUGGGUUUGCUGACCAAGAAGUUUGUUGGCCUGCUGAGCGAGUCACCUGACGGCGUGCUGGACCUCAACUGGGCCACCGAGGUCCUCGAGGUACAGAAGAGACGCAUCUAUGACAUCACCAACGUGCUGGAGGGCGUGCAGCUGAUCCGCAAGAAGUCCAAGAACAACAUCCAGUGGUUGGUGGGCGGUGUGUUCGAGGGCUCGGCCAGCAGCGGGGAGAAGUCACGUGCCCUGCGACGAGAGCUGGGUGAGCUGGAGAGGGCUGAGAAGGCCUUGGAUGAUCUGAUCACGUCCAGUAGUGCCCAGAUCAAGGAGCUGACCGAACACAGAGACAACCAGCGGCUAGGCUACGUUACCUACCAGGACAUCAGGUCGAUAGCCCGUCUGCAGGACCAGACGGUCAUCGCUGUCAAGGCCCCGUCAGAAACCAAGCUGGAGGUCCCAGAGUCCUCAGGGGGCUCCCAACAGAUCUACCUGAAGAGUAAGAACGGCCCCAUCGAGGUGUACCUCUGUCCCGAGGAGGGCCUGGAGGAUGCCAGCCCCGUCAAGAGCACCACCACCCCCAGGAAAGAGUACUCUCAUCACCCCCUGGGUCACACUGCCACCACCUCUCCAGCCAUGGCACCACCACAGUACACCACCAUCAAACAGGAGGUCAAGCAGGAGCCCAUGGAGGCUGAACUCUCCAGACCAACACCGGUGGUCCCCAACGCCUCCACCAGCAGCAGCACUACCCUCCUUGACGUAGAAGGUCUCCUGGGCCUUCCCCCCAGCAUGCUCCAGAUGACAGAGGACCAGCUCUCGGGACCCGGGUUUACCCCUGACCCCAACGCCCCCUUCGUCAGCUUCUCACCGGCCCUCGACCACGACGACUACCUAUGGGGGCUGGAGGACGGCGAGGGCGUGUCCGACUUCUUCGACACCUACGACCUGGGAGACCUGCUGCGAAGCUGAGAGACGUAGAGAGACUUUGAAUCCUAAAUCAAGCCCUACAUUCUAAUCACUUGAGUAGAUCUGAGAGGGUUGGAUAGGUGUAAAGUGGCACUGGCAACCUUGUCGAGGCUGCUUAUGGUUUAGGGUCUAGCAGUUGAUUUGGGAUUCAGGAAGAGAGGGAAGGAGAGGAGGGAUGGGAGAGGGUAGACUAUCUGCACGAAUAGGGCGAGGAGUUCUUCCCACAUCGCGUGACCUGGAGAAACUUAUUUAUCUAGUUAUAGCUUAGUUGUGACCAUACAAACAGAAUCACUAAAUAGAAUGAAUACAAAUAGUAAUUGACCUGACCAGGAAAACCUCCAGGCCCCAGUUGUAAUAGGAUAUAAGUGGUCAGGGAAAACUCCAGGCCCUAUUCAUGAAGGAGUAGUGUCCUCUGUAGGGGUAUGGGGUAGGGAGGAAAUGUUACACUAUGAAGCCAUCAACUCUUUGCUUUAGCCAUGUCUAUUCCACGUUAAUGAUUUGUCAGAAAAAAAUGGGUCUCUUUGUGUCAAUUGUACAUAUAUUUUUAUACCUUUGUGGUUUGGAAUUCAGAGUAGGGCCUGGAUUGACACUGGUGUGUGUGUUUGUGUGUGUCCCGUUUAUAAAACUCUCAACGUUUUUGUGUUGUGUAUUUGUAUAGCGGACAGUUCGUAUCCAUCACAUUUAAAUUGUAAUGUGUGCUGUGUAAAAAUAUAGACACAACACAUUUUGUAUGCAUAUCUGAUGAGCAAAAAACCCCGCAAAAAACAACUUGGGCAUUUAUGGUAGGGGGGGGGGGGUUAUAAUAACUCUCAGGAAUGUUGUCUUUUCCAGACAAAAUGUUUAUAGUACCACUCUUUGGCCACUAGGGGGCAACAUUGUAUUGACAGCUUAAACUCGCCAGCUUUACAGGGUUGAAUCAUUGUAUGUGAAGCUAAACCAGGGUCAUGUUCAUAAGGAAGAAAAUGUAUAGAACUCGGAGUAAAAACAGGGCGGCACUACCUGAACGUGUCCAAUAAGAACGUAGAUUUUCUUUGUCCGUUGCAAAACGUUUCAAAACGUUGUGCCCUGUUGAACACGACCCAGGUACCAAACAUGGGAGUCUCUGGUGCUAACAUAAUAUGGUGUUUCAACAAGGUGUAGGAGUAUGGGUAAUGUAGUUGUUGGGUAUACCCAAGGCAUUUGUUUAUAUUGGGGACCUGGUCAUUGCCUCCAGCCUUAAGCUUUCUGGACGGUCAGGUAGUGUAAUCUUCUGUGUCCCGUGGCAGGAUGUGUCCACAUCACAUCGUAGAGGUUAGUUAGAAGCUGUUCUGGACCCAUAGCCAAAGACACAGGGGUCGCGUCCCAAAUGUUUUUGACCAGAGGCCCAUAGGGAAUAACGUGCUAUUUGGGAUGCUUCCUGGGUCUUUUUAGUGAAGGAUAUUAUCUACCCAAUCCCUAAUCUAUAUGUCUCUAUUCUAUAUGUGACUGACUACAGUAUCGUGCUUUGCUUGCGAAUCGGCAGCUAGGUUUCACAUCCUGAAGCUUCUCUAUCAAGAUACAUUUGAUAGUGUUUUUUUUUAAUGUAAAUGUUAAGAGACUUUGUAGUAUUGAAUGACUAUAUAUUUCCAAGGAAAUGAUCCAGUAAGGGUAAUAAUAUACGACAACAUCUGGUUUUUAAUGUGUGUUUUGAUUUAGUCAGUCAUUAAGAUUAAAUAGAGGGCAAUCGUCAUAUCCCCCCCUUCUUCUGAAACUAGAUGAAGUCUUUGAUUCAAUGGUGGUUUGUGUGUUGUCAAACCCACACUAGGGAACAAAGAGGACGGUAUAUAUUUUCUCUGUUUUCUUUAGUUAAUGAAGGCUUAGCCCCACGUGUGUGGUAGUUUAAACCUCUGAGAAAAGAGCCAGAAUGGUACCCCAAGGUCAAAGUUGGGUCUCUUUAGACUGAGUUGUGUUCAUUAGGCACCAAACGGAACAAAACGUACUGAAACGCGGAGGAACUAACACUGAUUGUUGUUUUCCAUUGCAGAGGGUUUUAAAACGUGUUCCAUUGUGUGCUCUGAUGAACACCAGUCUAGGAGUUUAAAGGAUUUGGACACAUUUGAGGACUAUUUUAUUUUUUUGUGAAUUGUAUUUUGGUGCAUUUUCUGCCUCUUCCCACAAUGUGGGUUUAAGUCAAUUGUCCUGUCCUAACAAACUUGAAUAUUUUGUGUGUGUGUGUGUGUGUGUGUAAAAGAGUGAGAAAGGUGUAUAUUUUUUAUUAGACAAUUUGAAUACAAUAAUUUAGUUUUUUUGUUUAAAUUGAAUAUUAUUUUUUUGUAACUGUACAGAAUUGAUUUUGUAUUUAUAAUCUUUUUCCUGAAGCAAUUUGGAAAGUUUAAUACUGACCAUUGUUAAAGAGCGACUGUCUCUGAAUGACACGUGGCACUUAAUAUUUUGUAACAUCGGGCUGUGUUUGAAUAAAAUAAAGUAUUGAAGCCAAA
This is a messenger RNA of Oncorhynchus mykiss (rainbow trout), 4370 nucleotides long. RefSeq names its product transcription factor E2F2. The record is from RefSeq and is a predicted model, not a curated record. Lineage: Eukaryota; Metazoa; Chordata; Actinopteri; Salmoniformes; Salmonidae. Gene Ontology annotation, biological process: regulation of transcription by RNA polymerase II. Gene Ontology annotation, molecular function: protein dimerization activity; DNA-binding transcription factor activity, RNA polymerase II-specific; RNA polymerase II cis-regulatory region sequence-specific DNA binding. Gene Ontology annotation, cellular component: RNA polymerase II transcription regulator complex.